Microplitis mediator is the source of this 10092-nucleotide messenger RNA. Its product is annotated as serine-rich adhesin for platelets-like. The transcript is spliced from 5 exons. Lineage: Eukaryota; Metazoa; Arthropoda; Insecta; Hymenoptera; Braconidae. Bases 561 to 10031 code for a protein of 3156 amino acids. The record is from RefSeq and is a predicted model, not a curated record.
AUACACUAUACAUAUAAGUCUCAUGAGUCGCAUUGCACUUUGGGAAAUGCGACUUGACAAAAAAAAAGUAAAAAAGCCCACAAAUUACAAUAAUCAGUUAAAUAAAUAAUUAAUCCGCGUUGAAAAAAAUAAUAAUAAGUUUAUCAGUGUCGUGUAAAUAAAAUAAAAUCUAAAAUAAUAAUAAUAAUAAUAAUAAUAAACAUUAAAAUAUAAUAUUUGUUCAUUCCGCCAUUCGGGAUUUCAAUCGGCAGCCAGUGUCUAUUUUAAUCAAAAAUAAAUAAAUAAAUAAAUAUUAUAAUAAUAAUUAUAAAAAUAUAAACAAUAACUAGGUUUAUAAAUAAUAAUAUAUUUAAAUAAUAAUAAAAGCAUGUAAAUAUUAAGUAUAUAAAACAACAAUAUAGUAUAUAAUAAAUAAAUAGUUUAAUUGAAGGAACAUUAAAAUGUGAAAUUGCAAGCGUCGGAACGGAGAGAAACGGACUGACGACGACGACGUCCAAGGUGUUUGAAGAUUGGUGAUUUUGUUAUUUGAGGUUGGAAGUUAGUUAUAAGAACUGGUCAAAAUGUGCGACCAAACAGAGAUUAAGUACGAAGAUGAGGAAGUUGUCUGGGUUAAACUUGGUGCUUGCUGGUGGCCUGGACAGGUCACGGGUUAUGAAAAGUUGCCAGAGGAUAUUAAAAUUGAGUUUGAUAAAAAGGGUUUGAUUGCUGCUGUUAAGUUUUUUCAAGAAGAUAAAUUUGAAUAUGUUAAAAAUUUACAACAAAUUUAUAAGUACAAUUGUAAAAAGAAGGAUGAUUUUAUAAAAAAAGGCUUUGAUAAAUAUCGUUCAAAAACAAAAGAAGGUUCCAGUUACAUGGAUAAAUUCCCUCAAGAUAUAGUGAUGGCUGAAAAAUUAACAAAUGGAGAUCCCAAUAUCCUGAGAACACCAAAAUUUUCUCCAGAAGAAAAACCAGACAUUUCAUAUCUUUUUGGUGGAGACAAGAAAGUAUCGAAAAAGAAAAAAGACAAAGAUGAUCGAAAAUCAUUUAGCGCAAUAAGCCCUGAAAGAAAAAUAACUCAUCCCAGAUUUCGUGGUCCUAGUGAUCAUGAAAUUCGGAUUCGCGCGAACCAAUAUUCGUCAUCCAGUCAGCCGUCAACACCUGAUGAAAAAAUUCCGAGUUACAAUUGUCCACUCUGUUCAUUUACUUCAACUCGUGUAAAUGUUUUAAUUUCUCACAAUCGCAGUCAUCGAUCUACUGGCUGGGAAAGUCCUUUGUCACGUUCUCGCACUUCUUUGACACCUAAGACCUCCCGUCCUCAUACUACGGAGUCACCCAAACGCAAGUACGUACGCAAAACUAAAAGUUUAUCCGCAAAAUCACCGGUUCAUAAUGAAAAGUUAUCAACAAGUGAGACUGUUAAACGUAAAUACAAUAAAAAUACAGAUAAUAAAGUGAUAAAAAAGAAGAAAACAGAUCCUGAGUUGAGGGAAAAAUUAUUAGCUGACUGGGAUAUUGACUCAAGUGAUGAAGAUUUUGGUAAUUCAUUAAAUAAAUCUGAAUCUUUUGAUGACAGUCCUUCUAAAAAUACAACUAUCAAUGUCAGUGAUAAUAAUAAAAAUAAUAAUUAUGAUGAUCAUAAUAAUGAUUUGCUGAUGGAAACAGACAAAUUAUUAAAAGAUACUCAACCAAACGAUUUGAAAAAAGGCAUUGAAGAUAAAUUAAAAGAUCAUAAUGAUGAUGCUGACAACAAAGUUGAAAAAGAUGAUGAAAAUAAUUUAAAUAAAAUUUUGCAUGAUCAAGAAAAUGAAUCAAAGGAUAAAAAAAAUGAUUUCAAAGAACAGAACAAAGAUAAAGAUAAAUCAAAAUUUUCUUGUUUCGAUUUUGAUGAAGAUGAACCUGAACCUCCAGUUACAAUACCGGUCCGGAAAUUGGGGCGUGUUUUUGGUGAUAAAACUUCAUUAAAGAAAGAAAUAAUAAAAGAAUUUACGAAAAGCCAAGCGUUGGAAAAUAAACGGGAUGAAAUUAAUAAAGUUGUCACCGAUGAUGACAGUAAAUUAAUUGAAGAAAUGAACAAAACUGUUGAUGAUGUUGAUAAUUUGAUGGCUAAAAUAACAGAAACUACAUCGGCAACGAAGUCUACAAGUUUUAAAAGUGAUUUAGUGGCUUUUGAUGGUGAUGGUGAUGGUGAUGAUGAUGAUGAUGAUGAUGAAGCUAAAGCUAAAGCUAAAGCUAUUAGUUCAAGAUCUGCGGCAUCAGAUACUUUAAUAUUGGGCUCAGAAUCAGAUUUAAAAUCAAAUGCAUCAGAUACUUUACUUCUGGGUUCUGAUUCGGAUUUAAAGUCUGAAGCCUCUGGUUUAUCGGAAUUGGGUCCCAUUACAUCUGAAUUGGGAUCAGUGGCUUCAGAAUCACAAGAUUCAGCUUCUAAAUCAAUGGGAUUAGAUUCUGAUAAAACAGAAUUAAAUAUAAAUUUGGUCAGUGAUCAAGUAAAUCAAGUAGAAACAGCUAUGGAAGUUGAUAAUAAAGAAGAAGAACUUGAAAUUGUUGAAAUAAUUGAAACAGAAGAAGAUGAAGAAGAAGAAGAAGACGCAAAAAAAAUAGAAAAAGAAGCAAUUAACGAAACACCGCUAUCAAUUGCAUCACAAUCACCAAAAAAAUCUUUAUUAAUUCCUAAAUCACCUGAAAAAAAAUCUAUUGUCUCUUGUAUGCCAGAUAUGGAUCCAGGACGAGUUACUAUUGAAGAAGAAGAAGAAACUCUUCCAAUAUCUCAGCUCUCUCGGACAUCAUCCAGAGUCACUGAGUCUGGAAGUCUCUGCAACAUGGGAUGGUCACAGCUGAGUGAAAUAAUUGGCAGUACGCCAGCAUCUAAAUCAGUUGAUAAAAAUCAAUCUUCUACAACAACUCCUAUGAAGCGAGGCCGUGGACGUCCACCAAAGAAUCCUAAGAUCGAUUCAACUCCCAAGCUUAAUCGUAAAUCUGCUGUCAUUACAAAUUCUUUAAUAAAAAUUGAUGACCAACCAGGUACACCAGGUACUCCUGAAUCUUUUGAUGAACGCAAGACUUCGCUAUCUGAAUCAGAUACUGAUAGAUCACAUACGGGAAGACGACGAAAACCUAAUAAAAAAUAUUUAGAAGAUGCUUAUUCGAGUCCUGGUAGCAGUAGUGGAUUUGCUGUUAAAACAGAUGACAGUCAAUCGGAAACUGAAGAAAAAAAAGCAAAAAUGGUAAAGAAAAAACGAGGAAGACCUCUUGGAUGGAAAAAAAAUAAAAAUAAUAGAGAAGUUAAACCUAUUGAAGAAUACGAAAUGUCUGAUCAGACAAUUGACAGCGCUGAAGAAAUAGUUAGUGAGUCUAUUGAAGUUACUCAAGUUGAAGAAAGAAUUAUUGACGCUGUUGAUAAUUGUAAAAGUCUUAAAGUUAUGGAAGAUAUUAAAGAUGUUAAAAAUAUUAAAGAUAUUAAAGAUGAUGAUUGUAUUAUUAAAAAUGAUAAAUCUCCAGUUCAUUUGACAAAUUUGACUUCGGCUAUUGAAAUACCAAGUCCAAUAAUUGAAAUACCUUUAGUUGCGAGUUCUAUUGAUGCAUUGACUACUACUAGUGGUAAUAUUUCGGGUCAUUCUGUUGAAGUUGAUAUAGAUAUUGAUGAUCAAAUUGGUCCAGUUGCUCCUGAAGCUGUACCAGUUAAUGUCAAUGUUGAUGUUAAUGCCGAUGUUGAUGUUGAUUAUGAGGCACGCAAACAAGAUGAAGUUGAUCGUGCUGCACUGAUGAAUGAUCUUGAAGAUAAAGAUGAUGAUGAUGAUAAUGAUAAUGAUAAUGAUACUAAUGCUGAUAAUAAUGCUGGCAAUACACAUGAACGAAUUGAUAUUUUGCCGCCUAAAAAAUCACAAAUUAAAAAAUUUGAAUUGUCGCAAAUUGAUGAAUCACAAAUUGAUUUAGAAAAUGAAAUUAAAAAACAUGUUGAUGACGUUAACGAGAUUAAAGAAAGUGAGGAACCGAUUCAAGUAGAAGAGGAAAAAGUUGAGAAACAAAAUAAUGAUAUAGAGAUGGAAAUGGAAAUUGAGGAAGAGAAAACUGAUAUCAUUACCGAUACUUUUGAGAUUGUAGAUAAAAUUGAUGAGAAUUCACAAGUUUGUCAAUCAGAAACUAUUGAUACAGUUGAAAAUAUAGUUCAGAAUAAAGCUGAAGAUAAAGUUUGUGAGGAAAUUGAGCAAGUGACUGAAGUCAUCAUUAAUGAGGAAAAUAAAAUACAAGAUGAUAAAAUUCAAACAACUGAAGAUAUUGAAACUGAAGUGGUUGAUAACACUUGUAAAUCGAUUGAUAGUACUUUAGAAUUAGUUGACAAAGCCUUAGAAUUAAAUGAUAAAACUUGUGAAUCAAUUGACACAGUAGAAUCAAUAACUCAAGUUAUUGAACCAGUUGAUUCAGUAGAAUCAAGAACUCAAGUUGUUGAACCAGUUGAUACAGUAGAAUCAAUAACUCAAGUUAAUGAACCAGUUGAUACAGUAGAAUCAAUAACUCAAGUUAUUGAACCAGUUGAUCAUAAAUCAUCAGAACCAAUUGAUAAUAAUACUUUAGAGUUAAUUGAUAAUGCUACAGAAUCUGUUGAAAAAACAUCUGAAUCAAUUGAUAAAAAAUUAGAUUUAAUUGAUGAAACAGAAUUAGAUUCAGAAUUAAUGAACAAAGAAUCAUCGGAAAUAACUACAGUAAUUGAUAAUGAUAAAUCAUUAGAAAUUAUUAAUAAACCUACAGAUAAUGAAUCAAUAGAUUUAUUAGCUGGAAAUAAAAUUAUAAUAAAUGAAUCAUUAAAAACAGAUAAUGAAGUUAUUGAAUCAGUAGAUAUUCCGUCUGAAUCAAUACAAGUUAAAUCAGAAUCAAUUGAUAAAGUAUCGGAAUUUAUAGAAACUCCAGCAGAAAUUGAAGCUAAGUCAGUAGUAUCACCAUCAACACUAUCAACACCAUUAUUAACUGGUGAAUCACUCGAAUCAACGAUACCAGUUAAAAAACGUGAAAAACCUCGUAUUAUUGAAAAUGUACAAUUAAAAGAACCAAUGCAUAUUUUAAAAUCAAAAUUACUUGAAAAACCUAAAGGUAAACAUAAACUUAUCGAUGAUGAUAAUAAAACGGGAUCAAAAGCUAAAAUAAUAAAAUUAGAUCCUAGUAUUAAACGUUCAAAAAGUAGUGGAAUAAUGUCAUAUGGACAAAAAAUUAAAGUACUGAAAGCUGCUGAUGCUAAUGAUAGAAAAAUCCAAGAAUUGUCACAAAUAACAACAUCUUCAGUUAUUAAUCAAAGAGUUGAUGAAACUGUAAGAACUGUCGAGACAAUUGCUGUUGUUGCUGAAGGGGAAAACGAAAAAUUGAUACAACAAUCAUCAGCGAGUCUUGAAGACAUGGAUUUAGAUAUUAAUUCAAUACCAUUUGUAAUGAGCGAAGAUUUAACGCCAGAUAGUAUUGAACAGAUGCCUGUUGUUAUUUCAUCAAUAAUACCAACAUCAAAUUCAGAAAUAUCAACUCAAGAUUUAAAUAUACCUUGUACAACUUCUUCUACAGUUGAAUUUGGUAUUGGUUCUACAGGAUCAAUAUCAUCACCUGUUACACCAUCAGUAGUACUUGAUUCUAGUACAGUAUCAUUGUCAUCAUCAUCUGAAUCAGGUGCUAUAGUAUCUGUACCAGUUUCAGGAAUUAAUAAAAUAUCUCAAACAUUAGUUUCAACAUCAACAAUUACAUUACCACGUGCAGCUCCAGCAUUAGCACCAAUAACUCCAUCAUCAGACAUUGAAACAAUAACCGUUGAUGCAAGUCCAAAAAAAAAAUGUCCAACGUCUCCAGCAAUUUUGAAAACAAAGCCCAAAGCUAAACCCACAAUAACAAGUAUAAAAACAAUUUCUCCACCAAUAACUGCUGGAGGUAUCAAGAGUAUAAAAUUUCAAAACACCAAAUCACCUACUGCUAUGGCUUCUAAACAUUCUGCCAGCAAGUAUGUUAUUGUUCAAGCAGGAGCUGGAGGCCAGCAAAUGCGUUAUAUGAUUCAUGGAAAGCCUCGAUUAGGCACAAAAACAGUUGUAUCUGCGGGUAAACCAGCAGCUAAUCCUCAAAUAGUUUCUCAAGGUGGUAAAGUUGUAAUUCUUACUUCUCCACAAUCUGGACAAGCUAAAAUGGUGCCAUUAAAAAAUUCACUUGGAGUAAUUAAAGGACAACAAACUUACGCUGGAACUAGUAAAACUAAUAAAAUUGAUACACCAACAACAUCAAAAUUAUCAAGUCCUAAAUUAGUUAGUUCUAAUUUAUUGACCAGCAAACCUUCAUUAACACCUAUGACAAGUCCCAAAACUAUUAUAAACCCAACUAUUAUAAAAGGAGGUGUAUUUACAUCAAUAACUCCAAAGAUAAUAAAUCAAAAAUUAAAACCUGGUACAUUAAUUUCAGGAAGUCCUAAAACUAUUUUAACAUCUAUACCUGGUAAAAUUGUUACUGGUAGUAUGGUUCCUGGUAAAGGUACAGUCCUUACUCCAAUAACUGGACAGCAAGUAAAAGCUAUUGCUGCUAAAAGUCCAGCUAAACCAGGACAAACAACUUCAAAAGUUACUUAUCAAUUACAAAAAGGAGGACUGCCAAUGGUUACUAAGACGCAAAAAAUAGUAUCAAUGUCAUCGACAUCAUCUGCAGCAUCUUCGCCAUUAAAAAGUUUGAAACCCACUAAUAUUGUCAUGACACAAAAGAAUCGAUUGCCUAAAAAAAUAAUUAGACAAGCUGGAGUUGUUAAUCAAUUACCGGUAGUAGCUAAUCCAGUAAACAGUUCCAGUUCUAAUCUUAGUCCCAGUCCCAGUUCCAGUUCUAGUUUUCAAGGAAUUGAUAAAAUGGGUAAAUUACCACGAGGUCGUGGACGUACGAAAAUUCAGCCAGAGAGUCCAGGUAUUAAGUUAAAAUCAUCACCAAAACCAAUGAAAACUCCCCCAAAGAUUAAAUCUAAAGAAUUAGUUACUGGUGCUAGUAGUGCUUCAGUAUCUGGUGUAGCAUUCCCAUCAACUUCUCUUGGUUCACCUUCUGGAUCAGUCACUCAAAUUGAAACUGCUCUAAGUGUGCCCGUGAAUGCUCCAACACCGGGACUAGUUACUCCAGCACUUAAAACAGCUACGGCAGAUGCAGCAGAAUUACAGAAAUUAACUUCAGUACUAGAAGUUAAAGAAGAAAAACCAGUACCUCAAAUUAUGGCUUUACCAACUGAAAGUUCUGAUGGUACUCAGACUUAUGUAUUGGUUACUAUUGAUGAUCAGGGACAAAUUCAACCACUUGAUAAUAAUGCCUUGAUGUCAUUAGAAGGAACAACUCAAAAUCCUGAUGGAACGCGUACUCUUUAUAUUGAUCCAGCUUCUCUAGGUGAAGCUGGUAAUUUGGACAAUAUUGUUUUACAAUUUGAUAAUUCAAUGGCUCCUGCAUCAUCAAUAUCAUCAGCUCCAAUUCCAACUUUAGCUACUAGUGAUUAUACACGUAGUCAAGUGCCUACAACAAAUCAAGAUAUUUUAGCAGCUGCUCUAGCAAAUACUGAUUUCCAACAAGAUAUUUUACCAGAAACUACUGCCAGUUUGACUUCUGGAUUGACAUCAACUAGUUUAAUCAAUCAAACGAUUCUCCAGUCAACAAUUAUUCCCACAUCAGAUCCAAUUUCAUCACCGUCAGUUCUUGAGACUUCAUUGACAUUAAAUCAACCAAUUAUGACACCACUUGAAGUUCCAAGCAGUUUAUCAAUUCAAGUUAAUGCUUCAGAAACAUUAAACACUCUUGCUCACCCUGUAGUUCCAAUUGUAGAUACUGGUGCUCAAACUUUACAGGAAUUACCUAUUACAAUAAAUAAUCCAACCAUUGAAUAUAUUAAUAGUAAAUUACCUGGUAAUUCAAUGCCAGAUAUUGAAGAAAUAGAUACACCUGUAUCAGCACCAGUAGUGUCUAGUGCUGAUAAUUAUCUCGUAAUACCUAGCAUCAGUGAUAGUGGAACAGUAUCUUAUGCUGUUUCAAUACCAGAUAAUAUUAGUAUUGAUAGUACUGCACCAACUCCUUCUAUGCCAAUUAUUGAUGACGGAUUUAAUGACAAUCAAGUUCAGGUCCAGGAUACUCAUACAUUUAAACAAUCUACUCAAGUAAUUAACGAAGACGAUAAACAUGCAGUACGUGAUAUGCCUAUUGUUGCUGAUGAAACUUGUACACCUAUGGAAGUUGAUGUUACUGAAACAGUUAAACAACAAGUUGAUGAAAUUGAUAAUCAAGCUCAACAAGUUGAAAAUGUUAAUGACCAAGUUGAAAUUGAAGUUUCUCAAGUUAAGGAUCAGGUUACUGAAAUUCAAAAUCAAGUUUCUGAAAUUCAGGAACAAAUUUCCGAGAUUCAGGAACAAGUUUCUGAAAUUCAAAUGCACGGUGAAAUUAUAGAAGAAAUUGUCAAUAAUCAAGUUCCAACAAUUCAAGAUGUACAACAAAUUCAAGAUCAUGAUAUUCAGGAACAAGUACAUAUUCACGAUCAUAUUGAACAGGUUCAAGAGCUUCAAGAUAUUCAGGUAGAAGUAAAUCAGGAUCAGAAUCAAAAUCAAGAUAAUAUUUCUGAGAUUCAGGAUAAAAUUUUUAUUCAAGAACAAAAUCAAGAUGUUCAAAUGCAAGAAAUAAAUAAUAAACCUGAAUCAACAGAAGUUGAAUCCAUGGAAGUUCAAGAGUCAGAACCAUCACAAUCUUAUGAACCAUCAAUAGAAAUACCAACUCAGUCUAAAUUACAAUCAACAGAAGCAUCGCCAAUUACUUAUGAGGCUAUGAUUGAUGAUUCUGAGCCUCCAACACAGUCUUAUGAUGACAUAAAAGCUGAAGCUACUCAAUCCUACGAUAAUGCACCAACCCAAUCAUUUACCGAGGACCAGGAUACAAGGAUCGAUGAUCCCAGUUUUCCUACCCAAAGUUAUGAGGUAGAAAAACCAGAUAACAAUGUUGACGUAGACGGAAUUAUUGAAACUGAUGGUGAAUUAAGUCAAGAAGGUAAUAUUCCAUCCCAAUCAAAUGACAUUGAUAGGAUUGGAACUUGUUUUAUGAGCAAUGACAGAAAUUGUGGUAACAUUGGUGUAGCCAGUGGAGCCAGUGCUAGUAGUGCCAGUGGUUUCAAUGAAGACGAAACAGCUAGUUCUUCAUAUGUACCUGAAACUCCAGAAACUCAAGAGCGGGAUCAAGACCAAGAGAGCGCGAUUAGUACAUCAUCAUAUGAAAUUCCAACAUGCGAAGAAAUAAAUAUUGCUUCAUCGAGCGUAAUUCCUGAUACUAGUGUUGACGCUGAACACAUUAGUAUUCAUAACAACGGAGUGCCUGAAAUUCCAACUUCAAGCUAUAAUUUAAAUCCUGACAGCAGCUCCGGUGGAAGUGUUGACGCGGUGCCUAGUUCUAGUUAUGAAGAUAAUCAAAUAGAAAGAGGAGUAGUUGAGCAAAAUGUAUCAACAAGUUAUCAAGUUUCAAUUUCUAUGCCAGGAUUGGAAGGAAACGCAAGUUUUGUCAGCGAGAGUACAGAUCAGGUUGAUCAACCUUCCAGCUACUAUACUCCUCAUACAGAGGAUACAUCAGAAGCAACACAAAGUUAUUUUGUACCCGAAGGACCAAGUCCAAGUUAUCAGCCUCAAAUAGCAUCACCAAGUUACUACGAGCCACCACCAGAGUCUGAAGCAACUCAGAGUUAUUAUUCUCAGGAUAAUGAUCAACGUACAAGAGACAUUGAACAGCAAUCUGCGUCUCAAAGUUAUUACCAAGAGUCAACAACAUCAUCGUCAACAGCAUUAGCAUCAGCAUCAACAUCAUCAUCAUCGUCAUCAACAUCAUCAAGAGUAGCAGUAGUAGGAGUAGGAGUAGGAGCAGGAGUAGGAGUAGCAGGAACAACGACAAAUGACGAAGAACUGAGGCUUGGUCAAGUUGGUGAAGCAACACCAACGUAUUCAACAGAAAGAUAUCCUGUUGAUUAUCAUAUUGACAAUUCAUCACUAAUUGAUAGGCAUGAUUUAGUUGAAAGUUCGGUAUCUGCUACACCACAGCCUACUGAAAGGUAAUACAUAAUUUAAAUAUAAAUUUUAUCUGUCAUUUAAUUAAUUAUUAUUAUGAUUAUUAUUA